Messenger RNA from Acanthopagrus latus (yellowfin seabream), 3110 nucleotides. Its product is annotated as G-protein coupled receptor family C group 6 member A-like. Gene Ontology annotation, cellular component: membrane. NCBI's taxonomy places the organism in Eukaryota, Metazoa, Chordata, Actinopteri, Spariformes, Sparidae. Gene Ontology annotation, biological process: G protein-coupled receptor signaling pathway. Gene Ontology annotation, molecular function: G protein-coupled receptor activity. The transcript has 7 exons. Bases 1 to 2760 code for a protein of 919 amino acids. The record is from RefSeq and is a predicted model, not a curated record.
AUGAAACCUUACUUUGGUUUCUACAUCUUUGCCGUGGUUUUAACGGCUCGGUUUGUUAGUGUCGCAGGUGUUCCUAAUGCCACAGCUCCAGGUGACAUUAUUAUCGGAGGACUGUUCCCAAUACAUGAAAGCGUUAACGUUACACUCAGAGCUGAUGGCAGUGACACAAGGAUCUGUGACAGGUUCAGUAGUGCCAGACUGGUCCAGUCUCUGAUACUGGUGCAGGCGGUGGAGGAGGUGAAUAAGAGGCAGGAGUUGGGGAACCUAACUCUUGGAUAUAAGAUAGUGGACUCCUGCUCUGAUGUGACCACUGCCCUGAAAAACUCUCGGUCCUUCAUGAGGCGAAACAGUACCUGGACUGAUGGUGUAGACCAGCCCUCCCCACCUGCUUUGGCUGUCAUCGGUGGUUACCAUUCGGAGAUAUCCACCGCAGUUACGAGGCAACUCAACCUGGAGUACAUCCCUCAGAUAAGUUAUGGUUCAACCUCUGGUUUCCUGAGUGAUAAAAACCGAUUUCCAAGCUUUAUGAGGACGGUGCCAGAGGACGAUCACCAAGUGCGUGCCAUCAUCGAUAUUCUUAAAAAUCACCAAUGGUCCUGGGUCGGUGUCAUGACGACUGAUGGGGACUAUGGACGCUAUGCUGUUGAACGCCUCCAGCAUCAUGCAAAAGAAAUCAACAUCUGCUUUGCCUUCAUCCAUACUUUUACUGAUGUUCUCCAUGACAGCACACUGAUGGAGGAGAUCAGAGAUGCAACCAAAAGCAUUGUUGAAAAUAAGAAUGUCCAGGUCAUCGUGUCUUUUGCCAAACCCUAUCACAUGAUGUAUCUUUUUGACAGUCUUCUCAAGGAUCCUGAAGGCAGGGGCAGAGUUUGGCUAGCCAGCGAUAACUGGUCGGAAUCAGCAUCUAUUCUGAAAAACUGGACAUUGAGCGACGUAGGAACGGUCUUUGGGACCACACUUAAAUCUGGAAACACAACCAGACUGAAGCAGUAUCUCAGGAAUCUUGAUGCGAACCCUGAUUCUCACAAGAACAACAAAUUCUUGUACGACUUUCUAAAGGGAAAACAGGAGCAACAGGUAAAAAGUUUGAGGUCCGACUACACAGCUACUAAUGAACUGGAAAAGAUGAUUUAUCCAUAUGCUGUGUUCAGUAUUGAGUUGGCUGUGAGAGCGAUUGCUCAGGCUGUUGUGGACCUCUGCGUCAACAGGGACUGUAAGACGGGACAGAGAUUACAGCCCCUUGAGUUACGGGGUGCCUUGAAGAGAGCAACCUUCCAAAUGGACGGGAAAAACUAUUCAUUCGACAAGAGCGGCGACCUCAACUCAGGAUAUGAUGUCGUCCUGUGGAGGCAGAGCUCACCCACCGAUGUCGACGUGCACUACAUCGUAGCUCAUUACAGUAUAGAGAACCGCACGCUGACUUUCACCUCAGAAGAAACAUAUCAUGAUGUCUUAAGUGUCACAGGAGAAGUGAUUUCCAGAUGCUCUAACAGCUGCGGUCCAGGCUUUUGGAGGCAGACAGCUCAGGGCCAGCAGGUUUGCUGCUAUACAUGCCACGAAUGUCCUGCUGACCACUAUUCCAACACCAGCGAUUCCACAAUGUGUCAUCAGUGUAAUACCACCACCCAUUUCUCCACCACUGGAAGUAGAGAGUGUCUCCUCAAGCACACUGUCUUCCUGAAAUGGGAAGAUGAGUAUCAAAUCACGCUGUUGGCAUUUACCACUCUCGGGGCACUGCUUACCAUUGUUGUUGGGAUCAUCUUCCUUGCACGCUGGAACACCCCUGUUGUACGUUCAUCCGAGGGAUCCAUCUCUAUCCUCCUCCUCUUCGCGCUCUUGAGCACAUUUGUGAGCGUGAUACUAUUUGGUGGUAAACCCAAUAAAUGGCAGUGCAAAACAAGACAGGUACUCUUUGGCUUGAGUUUCACACUGUGUGUCUCCUGCAUCCUGGUGAAGUCCUUCAAGAUCAUCCUGGCCUUUGAGUUUGACCCCGGCGUCCAGAGAGUCCUGAAGAAGCUCUACCAGCCUUACGUCAUUAUUGCCGCGUGCAUGGCAGGCCAAGUGCUCAUCUGCACCCUGUGGCUCGUACUCAAGCCUCCAACAACCAAGUGGGAGGAUGUGCAAACAAAACAUGAGCGUCUGCUCGUUUGUCACGAGGAGUCAUUUCCUGCUUUCGGAGUCAUGUUGAGCUACAUUGGAGUUCUAGCUCUCAUCUGCUUUGGUGUUGCAUUCAAGGGCAGAAAUCUGCCUCAAUGUUACAAUGACGCAAAGUUCAUCACCUUUGGUAUGCUGAUUUACUUCAUCUGCUGGAUCAUCUUUGGCCCAGUUUAUGCCAACGUCAGCGGUCAGUACCUGCCGGCAGUGGAGAUGGUCGUCAUCCUCAUCUCAGCCUACGGUAUCCUGUUCUGUCAGUUCUUCACAAAGUGCUACAUUAUUCUGUUCAAGCAGGAAGCAAACACGGAGAAUGCAUUCCGCCAGAAUGUGAGAAAUUAUUCCUUGGGCAGUCUCCCAGAUCUGAAAAAUAGCACAUCUUCACUGAGGUCUGAAGGGAUCCAGAACCCUGCUCUCUAUGUGGAGCCCCCGAUGUCAAAUUCACAAUCAGUACAGGUACUGACUGAACAAAGGCCCUCUGAGAGUUCUGAUGUGUCGUCAUGCUCACUUUCUCCAGUCUCCAAUCCACUCGCUCCAAUCUACUCGCAGCAGAAUGACCACAGGAGCAACAAGAGACAAUUAAGGAGAUAUCUGAGCUUGCAAAUGUAGUUGAAAAAAUGCAUUACAAUGUUCAUAACUGCAGCACAAAAUGUAACAGUUAAAACAACAGCACUUUCAUUUUCAACACCGAUGUUUUGGUGUAUUGUUUUUUCGCCUGUAAAAUGGUCAAAUUACUUUCCCAAGGUCUAAUCUGUCUCAUCCAAAUUGCUUGUCUGACCACCUGUUUAAGAGCCAAGGAUUUUCACUCUAGUAUGAGCAUCAAAUCCUUAAUAUUUUAGGAGCUAUUAGCAUUCUCCCAUCAGUACGAUACUCUGUAAUGACUGAGAUGGCAUCUUGAGUGAUCAUGUUUCAUCUGUUUCUCUGGUAUGUUUCUGUUUCUGUUUAAUUUAUUAUUAAAU